Messenger RNA from Hibiscus syriacus, 1290 nucleotides. Its product is annotated as oligopeptide transporter 4-like. Bases 96 to 1226 code for a protein of 376 amino acids. Gene Ontology annotation, biological process: transmembrane transport. The record is from RefSeq and is a predicted model, not a curated record. Lineage: Eukaryota; Viridiplantae; Streptophyta; Magnoliopsida; Malvales; Malvaceae. The transcript has 5 exons. Gene Ontology annotation, molecular function: oligopeptide transmembrane transporter activity.
CCCAAGGACAAAAGUACAACAUAACCGCGAUCUUUAAUGAAUAGUUCGAGAUCGAUUUAGCAAAGUACGAAGAGCAGGGUCGAAUUAAUCUAAGCAUGUUCUUCUCUCUCACGUAUGGAUUCGGUUUCGCCAGGAUUGCAUCGACAAUAACACAUGUGGCCCUCUUCUAUGGAAGGGAGAUAUAUGAUCGGUAUCGUGCUUCUUACUCGGGGAAGGAGGAUAUUCACACAAGGUUGAUGAAAAGAUACAAGGACAUACCUUCCUGGUCGUUUUACGCUUUGCUUGCUGCAACAUUUGUAGUGUCACUGGUGCUCUGCAUCUUCUUGAAUGACCAAGUGAAGAUGCCGUGGUGGGGACUCCUCUUUGCUGGUGCAAUGGCCUUCAUCUUCACUCUUCCGAUUAGUAUCGUAACCGCCACGACGAACCAGACACCAGGCUUGAACAUUAUCACAGAGUAUGUCACGGGUCUCAUCUAUCACGGACGACCGAUGGCAAAUGUGUGCUUCAAAACCUAUGGUUAUAUGAGUAUGGCUCAAGCAGUCUCCUUCCUCAACGAUUUCAAGCUAGGACACUACAUGAAGAUACCUCCAAGAUCAAUGUUCUUAGUUCUGUUCAUAGGAACAGUUCUCGCUGGAACCAUCAACAUUGCAGUGGCAUGGUGGUUGCAGAACUCUGUUGAGAACACAUGCCAGGAUGAUCUCCUUCCAGCCGACAGUCCCUGGACAUGCCCUAGUGAUCGAGUCUUCUUCGACGCAUCGGUCAUAUGGGGUUUGGUUGGCCCCAAACGGAUCUUCGGAUCUCUAGGAAACUAUCGAUCGAUGAAUUGGUUUUUCGUCAAAGGAGCAUUAGGACCCGUCGUUGUGUGGCUCUUGCACAAGACAUUUCCCAAACGAACUUGGAUCCCCCUGAUCAACCUCCCAGUUCUUCUAGGAGCAACAGGAACGAUGCCACCAGCAACACCAGUAAACUACAACGCCUGGAUUUUAGUCGGAACCGUUUUCAACUUCUUCGUCUUCCGGUACAAAAAGCAGUGGUGGAAAAGGUACAAUUACAUUCUUUCGGCGGCUCUAGACGCGGGGGUAGCUUUCAUGGCAAUAGUGCUGUACUUUUCGGAGAGAAUAGAGAACAGAAGUGUGACAUGGUGGGGAACGGAAGGUGAACACUGUGAUUUGGCAACUUGUCCAACAGCCAAGGGAAUAAUGGUUGAUGGCUGUCCAGUGAACUAAUGGAUGCACUCCUCUGUUAGAAAUCUUUCAAGACCUGCACACCAUACAAUUACCAAGGAAUAUA